AUUAAUAAUUCCACAUUUGAUUUCAACGAAAAUCGUGGAUUUUGGAAAAGGGAAAUAUGGGAUUCUUAAGAACAGUUGCAGCAUCGUCAACAGCGACGGCCGUCACAGCAGCAGCAACAGCUCUCGCUCUCAAUUCCCUCUCCCCAUCUUCAUCCUCCUCUUACACUUACAAUUUCACCAAACCCUUUUUGAAUUCGUUCCCUUCAACCCCAAAUCGAUUCGACCUCAACAAGACUCACACCAAACCUCCUUCAGCUCUUCACAUGGACGCUAAACCCGCCCUAAUGUACGAUGCGGAAUUACCGGAAGUUAUGACAGAGUUCAUGGUGGAUAUGAGUUGCGAAGGUUGUGUUAAAGUGGUGAAGAACAAGUUACAAACAGUCAAUGGAGUUAAGAGCAUCGAUGUGGAUUUGAGCAAUCAAGUAGUCAGAAUUUUUGGGUCUUCACCGGUCAAGACCAUGGCUGAAGCCUUGGAGCAAACAGGUCGAAAAGCUCGACUAAUUGGUCAAGGCUCUCCAGGAGAUGUGUUGAUUUCGGCUGCCGUGGCCGAAUUCAAAGGCCCGAAAAUUUUCGGAGUAGUUCGUCUGGCUCAAAUCAGUAUGGAGUUGGCAAGAAUCGAAGCCAACUUCAGCGGUUUAUCACCCGGGAAAAAACACGCUUGGUCUAUCAACGAAUACGGUGAUCUAACAAAAGGUGUUGCAAGCACCGGGAAAACAUUCAAUAAGGCUGUUGGUGACCUGGGAACACUGGAGGUUGAUGAGAGAGGUGAAGCUUUUUUCUCGGGUGUCAAAAAGGACCUUACAGUUGCUGACCUCAUCGGUAGAGCAAUAGCAGUGUAUGAAAGUGAAGAUAGAUCGGAUAAUGGAAUUGCAGCUGCUGUUAUUGCAAGAAGUGCGGGUGUUGGUGAGAAUUAUAAGAAGCUUUGUACGUGUGAUGGGACUACAAUCUGGGAAGCAACAAAUGCUGAUUAUGUUUCAAGUAAAGUUUAACAUCAUCAAUAUUCAAUACAAUACAAAACUUGCAAGGUCUGGGAUUUUGAGUAUUGAUGUAUCUUGAUGUUAGAAAUUCAAGUCUUGUUGUCUUUAUAUAAUAAAAGGCGUACAAUUGGCCUA
This is a messenger RNA of Lactuca sativa (garden lettuce), 1112 nucleotides long. It is a transcript of the gene CCS, whose product is annotated as copper chaperone for SOD1. Lineage: Eukaryota; Viridiplantae; Streptophyta; Magnoliopsida; Asterales; Asteraceae. Gene Ontology annotation, molecular function: copper ion binding. The record is from RefSeq and is a predicted model, not a curated record. Gene Ontology annotation, biological process: superoxide metabolic process.